Molecule: messenger RNA, 330 nt
Organism: Cladophialophora carrionii CBS 160.54
Lineage: Eukaryota; Fungi; Ascomycota; Eurotiomycetes; Chaetothyriales; Herpotrichiellaceae
Exons: 1
Coding region: 1-330 (109 amino acids)
Source: RefSeq, a predicted model, not a curated record
AUGUCUCCCACGACGACGAGCCCGUCCGCCAGUCUCAGCGCUACCUACGACUCGCCGUCCGGGCACAGAGACUUCGCAUACACCGUCUCUACCCCGCCGGUCCAGAGCGAUGGCUCUAUUGAUACCAAAGCAAAGACCACGUAUCUAUCCGAGCUGCGAGCCUCUACCAGGAGACUACAAGAAGACAUCAACAAGUUUCUGACUGAGAAGAUGGAGGAAGAUAAGAAAGCCGCCGGGCAGGACGGCCCAAGUGGCGCCUCCAGGCAAAAAUCAAAAGAUGAGUUAGAGGAAGAGAAUUACGGCGAAGAAACUGCGGAGGACGAUACAUGA